ACAAGAGGAGACCCAAUCACAUCUCACGAUCUUGGAGACAGGGCUCUGUUGACAGGAAGCGUGUGAGGCGGAAUCACUACAACCUCUCUUUGCUCAUAGUUUAACCAGACAAAUAGAAUUUCGGGUUCAUUCACCUCUCGUAGGUGUGUGGACUUAAAUUAUGCGUUGUAAUAUCGACCCGGAUCAAAGAUGCAAUGGAGGUCGGUAGUAGUUGGUCUGGUCGUACUGAGACUCUCCCUCAGCUGUGUGCUGUGGCUAGCCUUCGGGCUCGGACCUAACGUUAGCUGGGGGUUCAACUUUCCUCUGACUUUCAGUUUGCACAAAUUAGACUUGUUAUUCAGGGAGGAAAAGGGGACCAACCUGAGAGGUAACUCGUGGUCUCAACGAAUACAAAACCACAAAUAUGAAGGGACGGCGAGUACCUGUGCAAGGGUUGGAGAGGAGUCACUCAAGAGAUCCUACUUGAGCUUUUUCGACGGAAACAAGGACGAGUACGUCCGUAGAUACAGCUCCUUCCCAGACACACUGAAAGUGAAAAUGAAGGACAUGGCCAGAGAAAUGUUUUAUUUUGGAUAUGACAAUUACAUGAAAUACGCCUUCCCCGAGGACGAGCUGAAUCCCAUUGACUGUGAGGGGAGGGGACCAGACGUGCUAAACCCGUCAAACAUCAACAUAAAUGAUGUGUUGGGGAACUACUCCCUCACACUGAUUGACACCUUAGACACCCUGCUGGUGCUUGGCAAUGUGACUGAAUUCCAGAGGGCGGUCAAGCUGGUUAUAGAUAAUGUGUCGUUUGACAAGGACUCAACUGUGCAGGUUUUUGAGGCAACCAUCAGGAUUUUGGGAAGCCUUAUCUCAUCUCAUAUCCUGCUGACGGACCCAAAACAUCCUUUUGGCAAGGUGGGCUUUGAAGGUUACGAUAAUGAGCUGCUUCACUUGGCUCAUGACUUGGCUGUCCGCUUAUUGCCGGCUUUUGAGAACACCAGCACAGGCAUUCCUUACCCCAGGGUGAACCUGAAGACGGGAGUUCCUCCUGACAGCAUCAAUGAGACUUGUACUGCAGGUGCUGGGUCCCUGCUGGUGGAGUUUGGGAUUUUGAGUCGCUUGAUUGGAGAUUCCACCUUUGAGUGGGUUGCCAGGCGAGCUGUCAGAGCUCUGUGGAGCCUCAGGAGCAAAGAUACCGGCCUGUUAGGGAAUGUAGUUAAUAUCCAAACAGGCCAGUGGGUUGGCAAGCAGAGCGGUCUGGGAGCUGGCAUGGACUCCUUCUAUGAGUAUUUGCUCAAAUCAUACAUCCUUUUUGGUGAAAAAGAAGACUAUAGGAUGUUCCAAGCUGCUUAUGAGAGCAUUCAGAAUCACAUGAGGAGAGGGAGAGAGUCAUGUAACGAAGGAGAGGGUGACCCUCCUCUCUAUGUUAAUGUGAACAUGUUCAACGGUGAGAUAAUGAACACUUGGAUUGACUCCCUUCAGGCCUUCUUUCCAGGGCUGCAGGUGCUGAAUGGUGAUGUAGAUAAUGCUAUUUGCCUGCAUGCCUUCUACUAUGCCAUCUGGAAGCGCUUUGGGGCUUUGCCAGAGAGAUACAACUGGCAAUUGCAGGCUCCUGAUGUGCUCUUCUACCCUUUAAGACCAGAGCUGGUGGAGUCGACCUAUCUGCUGUACCAGGCGACAAAAAAUCCUUUCUAUUUGCACGUUGGAAUGGAUAUUCUUCAGAGCCUUGAGAAAAAUGCCAAAGUCAGAUGUGGUUAUGCCACUCUACACCAUGUUGUAGACAAAUCCAAAGAGGAUCGUAUGGAGAGCUUCUUCCUCAGUGAGACAUGCAAAUACCUUUACUUGCUGUUCGAUGAGGACAACCCGCUUCACAGAUCUGACAACAAAUUCAUCUUCACCACAGAAGGCCAUGUUGUGCCUAUAGACAAGCGCUUCAGGGAGAAACAGUGGAAUGACUUGUUUCCUUGUGAAGAGGGAGUGCUGACAGGAAGAGAGUCAAACCACCGACCACUGCCUAGCAACAGCAGCAAUUGCAGCAGGAUCCCAGAGGAGCGGCGUUACGCUCUGCCAUUAAAGAGCGUCUACAUGAGGCAGAUUGAUCAUAUGGUGGGACUUUUCUGAAUAAAAGGAUGACACUGGCAUGAACAGGUCUUCGGCAGGUGCAGUUGUAGUGAGUUUAAAAUUUUCCACUGUUGGUCAAAAUCGUUGUUCCUUCUGUUCUGCAGCUCAGGAACCAGACAGGAAACUGACACUAAAGCAAACCUGAGAAAGCAGCUUGAUCACUUCCUGUAUUAAGUAGAACAUGAGCAACUUUUCCUUUGGAAAAUCAGGAGUCGUGAACAGAUUGUGUAAAUGAUUUUAGAGUUACCAUACUUGAGGUUUGUUGAGGUGUGGGUUUAGGUGUGAGUGUGUAUGUAUUGUGUGUGUGAAAGUGUGUGUUCUGUUUGUCUACAUAUUUGAAAUCACAGCUGAGCUGUGAAUCACAAUAUUGUGUUUAUGGGAACAGUGCCAUCUAGCCACACAUAUGUAAAAUGAAUAGCCUAUAAAAACGCUCACCUCUGAAAAAUCCCUCUGAACAUGUUGAUUAGUGCCUCUGAAGCUGAUUCACUUGACUACAUUGGUGCUUUUAAAACAUAAGGGCUGCACAUCAGGAUGACUCUCGUUGUUUUAAAGUGCCUUCAGUUUGUCUUGGUCUUUCUGGAUGCUGUACAGUGCAUAUUAGUUGUGCAUAACAUUUUGGAGUCCAUUGUUGAUAUUGCACAAUAGGUGUCAUUCCAUGUGUAUGUACAGUUUUACUCCGAUUAUGACAUGCGUGUAAAUCUUUUUUUUUUAAACAUGAUGAAACAAGCCAUAAAAUGCAUUUUUAACGUUAAUCAGUGAGAAUGUGUUUUCCAUCAUUUUUCUGCCAGAUGUAUUGAGAAUGCAUAGUUUAUUGAAGCUGCGUUUCUGUUUCUCUUAAUUGCACAUCUUUAUACCUGUUAAUUGUCAUGUGGUGAGAACUCAGGGUUUAAAGGAAAAACAAAAAUCAGUGAAUGCUUUCAUUAAAAAAAAUAAAACUUUGUUGAAAUGUU
Messenger RNA from Scatophagus argus, 3056 nucleotides. It is a transcript of the gene edem1, whose product is annotated as ER degradation enhancer, mannosidase alpha-like 1. NCBI's taxonomy places the organism in Eukaryota, Metazoa, Chordata, Actinopteri, Scatophagidae. The coding region runs from base 190 to 2106 and encodes 638 amino acids. Gene Ontology annotation, cellular component: membrane; endoplasmic reticulum. Gene Ontology annotation, molecular function: mannosyl-oligosaccharide 1,2-alpha-mannosidase activity; calcium ion binding. Gene Ontology annotation, biological process: endoplasmic reticulum mannose trimming; mannose trimming involved in glycoprotein ERAD pathway; carbohydrate metabolic process. The transcript has 12 exons. The record is from RefSeq and is a predicted model, not a curated record.